Ananas comosus (pineapple) is the source of this 2622-nucleotide messenger RNA. RefSeq lists its product as uncharacterized. The transcript is spliced from 6 exons. NCBI's taxonomy places the organism in Eukaryota, Viridiplantae, Streptophyta, Magnoliopsida, Poales, Bromeliaceae. Gene Ontology annotation, biological process: protein transport. The record is from RefSeq and is a predicted model, not a curated record. Bases 274 to 2409 code for a protein of 711 amino acids.
CCUAUAUUUUAUUUUUUUUCCAACCUGUCCGCUCGCCUCCUACGGCUCAUCUCCACCGCGACAUCUUCCUGCUUUCCCCGUCCUUCGUCGUCCGCCUUCCUUCCUUCCUGCUUUUCUUCUUCUUCUUAUCCAUUAUCCAUAUUUCCUCUUCUUUGAUGAAAGCCACCAAUCCACCCCCCACCACCCUAAUUCACUUCUCCCGCCCUUUCUUCUUUCUAUUCUUCCGCUCAAAAUCUACGUUGGAGGGAGCUAGAUUAGAGAGUGGGGAGGAAGAUGUUUGAUGGCUUGCUGGGUUCCAAGUUCUCCAACAACUGCAAGCAUGCGACGAAGCGUAUCAAAUCGCGGUUGGAUCCCAUAAGGAAGAAGAAGCAGGCGAUGCUCAAGUUUCUCAGGAAGGAUGUGGCCGAUCUCCUCGCAAACCGCCACGAUAUCAAUGCCUUUGGGAGAAUUGAAGGACUUAUAAUUGAAAUAAAUCAAGCAUCUUGCUAUGAGAUGAUAGAGCAGUUCUGUGAAUGUAUAUUGAAUCAUCUUCCUUCCCUACAAAAACAGAGGGAAUGUCCUGAAGAAGUCACUGAAGUUGCUUCGACACUGAUUUUUGCUGCGUCUAGAUAUCCAGACUUGCCUGAACUGUGUGAUCUCAGACAAAUAUUUACAGCAAAAUAUGGGACUAACAUGGAAUCAUAUGCCAAUACGGAGUUUGUUGAGAGGGUUCAACAGAAGUCAUUCUCAAAGGAGAAGAAAUUGCAAGUCAUUCAAGAUAUUGCUCGAGAGUUCUCUGUUAAAUUCGAUUUGAAGGCAUUGGAGCGGAAAUUAUCUAAUCCUCCUGGACCAGAAGUUGAACGGCCAAAGAAACAUACUUCUUUGCCCGCUGGUGAUGAAGUUGUAUCGCAGCCAACUCCAGUGGUUUUUGUGCAUAAACAAGAAGUGCACGUAGAAGCCAGAGAUAUUCAUGUAAUGUGUGAUGUCAGCUCUGGCGACUCGUAUGACCAUGUUGAGAAGACUAGAAAGGUUAAAGAUACUGAACAGGAGGAUGUGGUGCUAAAUAAUCGAAUGCUGAGAUACAAUUACAAAGAAAUUCAGAAAGAUGAUCAAGUUAAAGGUGACUCUGCUUAUAGCAGGAGGCCAAAGGUCCAAGAAGGGCUGGUCCAGGAAUAUGCUGCAAUGAAAUAUCCGGAAGGUAAAAUCAGAAAAAUGGUUCCUCCAUACACCAAAAAUGGGGGGACUAAGAAUGGAAACUUCAUGGAAAAGAACAGUGAUGGCUUGGCUUCUGAGAAGGCUGAGUUUAUUCAUUGUGGCCUAGAGAAGAAGCAAGGAGCUGGCUCACUGAACGGCAAAUCCAUCAAUGCAGUUCCUCUCUACGCUAAACUGAAGGUAUCUAAAGAUGGAAACAAUGCGGACAAAGAGACAUAUGAUGAUUUGUCCUAUGAUAGAACUAGUCUUGCAGAGUCAGAACAUUCUAUCCAUGAAAGGCGACCAGUUAAACCACUAAACAGAGGGAGAGGGGUCAAUCUCGUUCCUCCAUAUGUGAAGCCAAAUACAAACAAUCUGUUGGCACAUGAUGAUAGGUCUGACUGUGUCAAACAUAAAGAUUCUAUGAAUGGUGAUGAGAGGACUACACCAAUGUCUGUUCGGAGAAAUUUUGCAAGGCCACGAUUUGUCCAAACUAAUGAGGGGGCGGUCGAUGAUGAGAAGAUUGUUAGCCGAACACCAGGCGGUCAAAGACGACUCAAGAGCAGGGGGGCUGGUGAUGAUUAUGACGAGAAGCACAUGGAUAGUUACCGUCAACCAGUGGGGGAUGAGAAAGAUAAUGCUAUCAACUAUGGCAGGCUCCUUCAUCAAACGGCAAGCGGCCAAAGAAAACACACGAGUCAACGGCGUGAUGCUAACUACGAUGGUGACAAUUAUGGUGAUAAAGUUGUAGACGAGCACCCAAACGCAGUAGAUGGUGAGAUUGACAAUGCUAUCGAUUAUGGCAAGUUAUUGCAUCAAGCUCCAAGCGCUCGAAGAAGACAUACGAGUGGAAGAACUACAUGCGAUGAGGGCUAUGAUGAGGAAGAAGGGAUGAUGGACAAGCUCUUGUAUCAUUACAGCAAGAAGGGUUCGGUUAAUAAUGAACUAUCGAAGGCGAAAACAAGAAUGAAGACUCUUCCUGCCGAUCCUGCUGUCAUAGAUCGAGGUAGAGUUGACAGUAAAGCUGAUUCUCAAAUGAGGGAUUCAGCUGCCCAUGCCCCGGAAAGAGCAGUUUCUCUUCCGGCUGAGCUGUUAAGCCCUGCAGAAGCCACCAGGGUACCUGAUCGGUCCACGUCGAUGCAACCCGACUUGUUCGGUCCUAACGGCGGGCAUGUCCAUCCUCGAAUGCCGGAUUACGAUGAGUUGGCUGCCCGGAUUAGUGUGUUGAGGAUGGCAUAAGAGAACCCCUAUAUAUUGUUCCUUUUUAACUCUUAUUUAUACCUCUUCAUUCGUUCAGAUACUACAGCGCCACCAAAGACGGGUCCUUCCUGUUAAAUCUUAUGCUCAAUCUUAGAAAUGUAGGUGUACGAUUGUAAUGCAUUGCCAUGACGAUUCAUAUUUAGAUUUGUCUUGUUUUCCUUCUUGAUCAUUGAAAAAGAUCAAGAAUGUCUA